This is a messenger RNA of Trichomycterus rosablanca, 2376 nucleotides long. RefSeq names its product SLIT and NTRK-like family, member 5b (gene slitrk5b). The transcript has a single exon. The record is from RefSeq and is a predicted model, not a curated record. The coding region runs from base 1 to 2376 and encodes 791 amino acids. Gene Ontology annotation, molecular function: protein binding. Gene Ontology annotation, cellular component: membrane. Gene Ontology annotation, biological process: positive regulation of synapse assembly; axonogenesis; regulation of presynapse assembly. NCBI's taxonomy places the organism in Eukaryota, Metazoa, Chordata, Actinopteri, Siluriformes, Trichomycteridae.
AUGACUAUCUGGAUAUCUGUGAUAUCAUCCGUUAUUAUAUCUCUGUCCGUUAGCGAGACCAUUGACAUUUCUAAGGACAUUUGUGGAAGGAUGUGCUGCUGCGAGGACAGAGAAGGAAUUCUAAUAAUAAGCUGUGAAAACAGAGGCAUCGUAAGUCUUUCUGAAGUUGAAUUGUUGGACUUCACUGUGCAUCAGCUAUUCCUUACUGGAAAUCUGCUAAGAAAACUCUCAUCGAAUGAUUUUUUUCGUUACACAGGGCUUCAAAUCUUGCAUUUGGGUAAUAACAGCAUAGCUGAAAUUGAGCCAGGGGCUUUCAACAGACUUAGCGGACUACAACGCUUACACUUAAACAACAAUAAAAUCAGAGCACUCAUGGAUGACACGUUUGAUGGCCUUGAACGUCUGGUGUAUCUUCAACUUGACUUCAAUUACAUCAGUCACAUUGAGCCAAACACCUUCAACAGAUUGCGUCACCUAGAAGUGCUGAUUUUGAACAACAACUUAUUGUCUAUCUUACCAAAAAACAUUUUCUAUUUUGUUCCUUUGACUCAUCUUGACCUUAGAGAAAACAAGCUAAAAGCUCUUUUCUACAAAGACCUUCUUUUACAUUUAAGCAAAAUUGUUGAAAUACUACUUGACAACAAUCCUUGGAACUGUUCAUGCGAGAUUAUCAGCCUUAAAGACUGGCUAGAAAGCAUGUCACUAGCAGGCAACUUGGUAUGUGAAAUGCCACUUCGGCUUCAAGGAAGUAACUUGUUUCAGGUCUCCAAGCAGGAACUUUGUUCAAAAAGAGCAGUAGGAGAGUAUAAAAUUAAUGCUGAAGCUUUUCGCAAACCUAAGGCAGUUAUGUCAAAUAUUGUACAUUCAACACAACCCACAAAGAGUAGCCAACAAUUAGGUAAGCUACGUAUCAAACCAUCUUUGACAGUUUCUUUCAGCAAAUCACAAAAUUAUGGACAAAUCAUGGUGUACCAAACCAAAUCCCCAGUUUCUCCAGAUUGUCCUUCUGUGUGCAAUUGCAAUCCCCAAAUUUCAGAUUUUGGACUGAAUGUGAACUGCCAAGAAAGGAAACUUGAGCACAUCUCAGAUCUGAACCCUAAACCACAUAAUCCAAAAAAAAUUUACCUCACUGGAAAUGUCAUUGCUACAGUGUACAGCUCAGACUUUUUGGGCACUACUAGUUUGGAUCUGCUUCACUUGGGCAAUAAUCAGAUAUCUGUUGUUCAGAGCAAAGCUUUUGCAGACUUACGCAAAUUACGGAGACUGUAUUUAAAUGGAAACUUACUGGAGCGCCUCUUUGCAUACAUGUUCUGUGGUCUGGAGAAUCUCCAGUUUCUCUACUUGGAGUACAAUCUCAUAAAAGAAAUUAAAUCAGGAACCUUUGAGCAACUACCCAAUCUUCAAUUGCUUUUCCUUAAUAACAACUUUCUUAAAGUCUUACCGAUAGGAGUCUUUGCAGGGGUGACCCUCGUACAACUGAAUUUACGGAAUAAUCAAUUACAAAACUUGCCGGUCAGUGGUGUCUUGGAGGACUUGACAUCACUGGUGCAAAUUGAUCUUUUUGAGAACCCUUGGGAUUGCUCUUGUUCCAAUUUGGAAAUGAUGAAAUGGUUGAAGGAUUUAAAAGCGGAAAGUGUAGUAAACGGGGUGAUUUGCAAAUCACCUACACAAAUGACAGGAGAGGAUAUACGUCACGUCCAUUUAUCUUAUCUUUGCUCAGACAAGUUUGAUGUCAAUGCUUCUGAGAUUUUGCCAUCAGAGGAAUCCUUUCCUGGAAGUCCCAUCACUUUGGAGAUGGCACAGGAUUAUGACUCUCCGAAUUCUGCAGUCCCUCUGUCAGUGUUCAUUCUCUCUUUGCUUUUAAUUUUUAUUGCAUCUGUCUUCAUUGCUGCCGGCCUGUUUACAAUGCCCACCUUAACAGCUCGCAAAAAGAAUCAUGCAAACAUACAAUCCAACUACAACGAUACAUCAGAAAUCAGGAACUCAGAAGGUCACAUUUACGAAUAUGUUUCUCCUGCAAUUUUACAAAGCCAGUCCUACGUUAUCGAGAAAGAAAGAUACAAAGAUUUUGAGGAGCUAAAUGACACGCUGGCAUCAACUUCAGAUGAAGAACUGGGAAGCAUGGUGAACAGCACAGAGUUCAGCACAAUUAACAGGCAAUCUCCUCUACCAGACGAAAAGUUGUCCUAUCGAGAUGUCCUAGCAAGACACCAUCAAGCAUCUACUAGGUUUAGUUUACCAUGCAAGCACGAUACAACUCCUUAUUUAUCCAGUUUUAAUGUUUUACAUCAGUGUUUGCAUCCAGAAAUGCUACAACAAACAGAAAUGUGUGUAGAACCCAAGCAGAAUGAAUACUGGGAACUAAAAAAUUUUUAA